Molecule: messenger RNA, 2035 nt
Organism: Dermatophagoides farinae (American house dust mite)
Lineage: Eukaryota; Metazoa; Arthropoda; Arachnida; Sarcoptiformes; Pyroglyphidae
Source: RefSeq, a predicted model, not a curated record
GAAUAAAAUUCGAAUACCUUGUUUGUAUUUUUUUUUUAAAUAUAAUUUUUACUUUUUUUUGGCCAUUCUUUAAUUAAUUCAAAUAUUCGGCCAUGCGAUUGUUGUUUAUCUCGUUGUUUGCAUUCGUUUUGGCCACCACCACCACCACUACCGUUUAUGGUUUUGGCGAUAUUUUUCGAUCAAUUUCAUCAUGUCCACCUGAACCACAACAAUGUUAUAAUGUUAAACCACAAGAUGAAUUUAAAAAUAUGAUCUGCUUCGCUAACAUUGUAUCCGAAGUUGAAUUUGUCAAUCAAGAUGGAUGUUUAACAUUGAAAUCAUUUGAUGUUAAACAUGGUUCAGAUAAUAUGAAAACAAUUCAAACUCCUCAAAUUGCAGCACGAUUUGAAUGUCCAGAUUCCAUAAAUUUUAAUGAAAAAUAUUGUUUAAUAAUGGAUAAGAAAAAUUUUGAUGACCAAAAAUUACUUACAUUGGAUCAUGUUGCAAUGUUAUCAUUGGGUCCUUGUGAUGAUCUAAGUAAAUGUUCAGCUGUACGAGCUUCGAAUUCCGAUGUUUCAACCAAUCCAUUAAGUUCAAUAGCUGCCAAUAUUCAAUCAACUGUUCAAAAUGUUGGUGAACAAGUUCAACAAUUGGUCAGUGGUCAACAAACAACACAGCCAGAAACAUCACAAUCAUUGCCCGUUCAACAAUUAUCCCCAGAUCAACAGUUGAAUUCUCAAGAUCAAACACAACCGCAAAAAUUUGAUGCCACGAUACAACCGCCAGCAGUUCAACCAUCGGGAACAACAAAUUUAACUCGUGAUGCUGCAAUUGCAUUACUACAACAAUUAAUUGCCAACGGUAAUCAGGCUACAAUUACACGUAAUGCGCCAAAUUAUUUGCCAUCUCCGGUUGCAGCUUUGGCAGAUUAUCCACAUAGCCAGAAAGAUAUUUCAUAUGCACAUAACAAUAUCUAUACAAAACCUCCAGGAUUAUUGACUACCGGUUAUUUUGAUGCCAAAUAUAAGCUGUAUAGUCAAGUGCCCGAUGUCUAUCCUGAUCAAGGCUAUAAUCGUGUUAACUCUAAAGGACCCAAAUACAAUCCACCCAAAUUACUCAAAAUUAAUUAUGAAAUCACUAAAAAUGCUAAUCAUUCGCCACAGAGAGUUUACGCGCCACCGCCUCGACCAGCGUAUCCGGCUCCAGCAUCCCCACCACCAGCCUACCCCCAAGUUUCUUCAUAUCGAAGAUCAAUCGAUCAUUCCAAUGAAGCAUCAAUUGAUAGCAGAAAUUAUAAUGUACCAGCAGUAGUUUAUAUACCACCACCACCACCUUAUGCCCCACAACCCACUUAUUCCCCACCGCCGCCACCACCACCAUCUUAUACCAAACUUCCUGCUUACACACCUACCAUUACUAGUUUUGUUCCUGCUGCUCCUGCACCAAAACUUGUCUAUUCUAAAAAAAUAGAAUCGUACAACCUUACGGCUCCCAUUUUGCCAACAUAUGGACCUAUGGCUCCAGUCGCAAUCGGAUAUUCAGCGCCAUCAUCAUACAAACGAUCAUUGAUUCGAAAAUUCCCAUUAUUCCGUGGUUCGAACUUGUUCGAGGAUUAUUACGCAUCAUCAUACAACGUCAGCGAUGUUUGCUCAAACAAACCGACCUCAUGUCCAACAUGUUUCGAUAAUAUCGAUGAUGAAUUUGAAGGCAUCUGCGACUACAGCCAUGUUUUCGAAACCAAAUUUGAUGAACUAGAAAAUAGUUUCAAAUUUAACGUUACAAAAGAGCUCAAAUCAAACGAUGAUCAACAAUUGAACAAAAAUUAUGAAUUCGUCUUGAACGAAAAAUGUUUGGAAACAUGUCCACAAAUGGAAACAGCUUCUGGUUUGUUAAUGUUUGUCAAACAAACACCAAAAGAUGAUUGCUUCUUGUUCGAUGACAAUGUUGUUAUUGUUCCAUCUACAUACAUGAACCGAUUCGAUGCAAAAACAUUGCUCAAAAAACAUAAAUGUCAUUGAAUUGAAUAAAAAAAGAAGGAAUAAUUUUUUGUUAUUUA